This is a messenger RNA of Rhipicephalus sanguineus (brown dog tick), 1414 nucleotides long. RefSeq lists its product as uncharacterized. Lineage: Eukaryota; Metazoa; Arthropoda; Arachnida; Ixodida; Ixodidae. The coding region runs from base 56 to 1330 and encodes 424 amino acids. The transcript has a single exon. The record is from RefSeq and is a predicted model, not a curated record.
UCGACCGACAUGGCCCUGAGAGAUUGCUGUAAAGAAGACUCUGCCGUGCCGGCAGAUGACAGGAGGUGUCCCCGAAUACUCGGCGAGUCAAAAUCUCAGUCCACCUCCCGAGUACCCGUCAGAAUGGUUUGCAGCGCAUCCGGGAUCGAAGCCGAUCGUUCUCGUGAAGCGCUGCUUCGCAUCGGAGGAGCAUCUCGCGAAAGCCGUGUCAGAGAGGCUGGCUGCCGGCAACUUGCCCGUCGAGUACGUCGUCCAGUUCAUGCACGUCGAAGGGGCAAAGAUCAAGGACACGCUGACGGAAGACUGGGAGUCAUUCGGUGUGACCAUCGGCUCCGCAGGCGAAACAAUAUCGCCGUGGGACCUUCUGAGCAUCACGGAGCAGGCGGGACCGGAUUACCUCAUCAAUACAGAAACGACGGACGUUGACAACUUGCCCGAUCGUACUGGUCUCUUUGCUCUUUUAGUGUGUAUCUACCGCCUUCUCGUAGCCAGGUGCCUCGGGGGAAGGCGAGAUUACAUACAGCGCUUGCGGGACGAUAACCUAAAACGCAUCCUGAGGACAUUUCGCUGCAGCAGUCAGUAUUUGGAGCGCGCCGAGCGGGAAUUCGGCCACUGGAUUAGGGAUAGGUCCUACCUAUCGCUGGUCGCUGCCUUGGACAUGUUCCUCAACCGUUUUGGUCAUCACGAUAUGGCAGUCUUGAGGGCCGGUUCACACGUGUCCAGAUACAAGCACUGUGCGGUCCUCGACGACAUCGCACGCCUGUGCAAAGCGACCGGACUAAAACCUUCAGAGUUGUUCCAGUGGGUUUUUCUGGAGCGUGCUGCGGAGGAAUUGAAUGUGAUCUUCGCAAAAGGCCAAGAGCUGUUCCAGGAGCAAUCUUACGCACCGUACUUGAGUGACCUCGGACUCUCUCGUCGUUCGCCGUACUCGGCGACAGCGAACCCCUCGAUUCAUUACUGGUGCAACGCCGCGGCCUCACUGAUGGGCAUAACUCAAUCUCAGAAGGCGAGAAUCACGCACGACGGUGACCUCUCGGGCGCGACCGUCAGCGCUAUGGUGUUCGCUUACGCCAGCAUGAAGUGCCGUUUGCGAUGCAGGAUUCUUCCGAAAUCGGACAUCUUAGUGCGUGAAAUGGUAGCCGAAGGAAAUGCUCCCAGAGACACCGGGCAAAUGCCCGAAGCGUUCGAGGCUGCGCAAUGGUACCAGUACCUAACGGAGAAGUCGUUCGUUGUCGACCCAGAAAUUUCAAAAUACUGCCUCUCCAAGCUUCGUGCUGAUGUGCGUGAUGGCUCGGUGGGAGCCAAAUUGGCCGAACUUAUUCCGAAGUAAAGCUUGAAAGUGGCUUUUAGGUUUAUUUUUCGACGAAGGACACCCGUUGACCCUACUUCAAUGUAAUCUAUGAAGGCGCAUUCC